Molecule: messenger RNA, 390 nt
Organism: Volvox carteri f. nagariensis
Lineage: Eukaryota; Viridiplantae; Chlorophyta; Chlorophyceae; Chlamydomonadales; Volvocaceae
Exons: 1
Coding region: 1-390 (129 amino acids)
Source: RefSeq, a predicted model, not a curated record
AUGAGACAAGUUUCACGUGACCCGAUUAUAGGCCUAAUGGGCGUGAGUGCACCGCGAGGACCUGCAGGCGUUGUGACUGUGGAGCGGUUGAAGAUGAGUUGCAUGUUUUCAAAUGAAUGCCCCCCUUACAAGAGCAUACAGGCUAAGUAUGAUGGUGAUCUAGUCUUUAAGGGGCGCAGCAUGCGCACCAUUAUGACUGAGGCGCCACCCCUGGCAUUGGCCAGGUACCUCGGAAAUUUGGGAGGCCAGGCACGUUGUGCUGAGGCGCUUUGCCCUGAAGCAGACGAGGUGGAUGAUGAUGACCUCCUGUGUACCUGCAUCAAUUUCAAUACAACGUCCAUGGCCCCCCCGGCUUUUAUGGACACACCUGCACUUGUGUGCGGAACUUGA